Photinus pyralis (common eastern firefly) is the source of this 2640-nucleotide messenger RNA. RefSeq names its product ABC transporter G family member 23-like. Gene Ontology annotation, cellular component: membrane. The transcript is spliced from 11 exons. Gene Ontology annotation, molecular function: ATP binding; ATP hydrolysis activity; ABC-type transporter activity. The record is from RefSeq and is a predicted model, not a curated record. Bases 421 to 2559 code for a protein of 712 amino acids. NCBI's taxonomy places the organism in Eukaryota, Metazoa, Arthropoda, Insecta, Coleoptera, Lampyridae.
CACAUUUGAAACUCUCGCUUAUUGCAAAGCUAGUAGCUGACAAAAAUCGAGUUUUUUAAACUUUGGAAACUUGGACACUAGAAUAAUCAGCAACGUUGAAUGUUUCUUGCGUUCUGGGCUCCUUCAAAACUGAAGGUCUUCGGCAGAUAUUUGCGACCAAAUUGUAAAUUAAUCUUCGGCCUUGGUAUUUGUCAACAGUUUUCAUGCGUAAUUAGAUCAAUUUCAUGUUAAAGCAACAGUAAACACGACUGACCUGUUUUUGUUCUGGACUGACCUGCCUUAAUCACAUCUGCUAAAACAGUCUCAAUGGACUUUGAUUGAUCCUAGUUUUGUAGGGUAAAAGGCCAAUAACUGUUCUGGAGAGGUUAUCGCGUCUGCGUCUGUUCGAUAAGUGAGUACCAAGUUCGAAAUUGUUAGCAAAUGGUGCACGAAAACAUGUUCGGUGAUUUGGGCGAGACGAACGCGAAGCAGGGGUUCUUCCAAAGGAUCGUGGCCCUUAAAAAACGGCUGUUCAAGCGUUCGAAAUGCCUGCCGGAAAUCGAGCUGGAUUCAAGGUUCAUUGGGCCGAGUCUUGCGUCGAACGCGGUUGUGGUGAAGGGCGCUUUCAAGAAUUAUGGGUCGCUUAAAGUGCUCGAAGAUUUCAAUAUGACCGUCCCGAAAGGCGCCAUUUAUGGAUUACUUGGGGCGAGUGGUUGCGGAAAAACUACGCUGUUGGAAUGCCUCAAUGGAAGAAAGGUGUUGAGCUAUGGCACAAUCAGCGUUCUUGGUCAAAAAGUGCCUGGGCCGCGCAAUGAAACCAAGAUCGGCUACAUGCCUCAGGCAACAUCGCUCUACGCGGAUCUGACGGUUCGGGAAACCCUACUCUUUUUUGGCCGCUUGAUUGGUAUGAAGGAAGGCAAGAUUGAGGAGAGGUCGAAGUAUUUGAUUGAAUUGCUGAUGAUUCCCGACCCAAACCAACGACUGAGCGAUAUGAGUGGAGGGCAACAGCGCCGGUUGUCCUUGGCGGUCGCGCUCCAGCACGAGCCCGAACUGCUGAUUCUGGACGAACCCACCGUUGGCAUGGACUCAGUUCUGAGGCAGUUAAUUUGGGAUCACUUCAGGAGCCUGACCGCGAGCGGCGAGGUCACCAUAAUUAUAACAACGCACUACAUCGAGGAAGCCCUCAAGGCCAACUUGGUCGGCCUGAUGCGCGGUGGUUGCUUGAUGGCGGAAGACGACCCGAAGAACCUCCUCAAGCUGCACCAGCUACCGAGGCUCGAAGACGUUUUCCUCAAGUUCUGCGUAGCGCAAAAUCAAAGCCAAAUCGCUAGGUCGGCAAAUUCUCCUAGAUCAACCGGUAAAAUUAAGGAGGGAAUGACAGUGAAACACCACCAUCUGAAGGCGCUGGUCUUGAAAAACUUCCAGUGGAUGUAUAAAAAUUGGGGAUCGACCUUGAUCGCGCUGCUACUACCAGUGGUGAUCCUUUGCAGUUUUUGCCUCGCGAUUGGUCACAAUCCCACUAACUUCGCAAUCUCCGUUGUGAACCUGGAAGUUGAACCCAAGUCAUGUAGGUUCGAACCGAUCCAUUGCGAAAGUGAACAGUUGAGCUGCACCUUCCUCAGUUACCUAGGGAGUAGGCAGUUGAUGAUGACUUUUUACAGUAGCGAAUUCGACGCCAUGCAGUCCGUACGGUCGGGAAGGUCUUACGCUUCGAUAGCGAUUAACGUCAAUUUCUCCAGAGCGUUGCGGUCACGCGCCUACGAUUGGUUCGGUUCGAACUCGUACGACUUAGAGCACUCGACCAUUAGCGUCUUCAGGGAUACCACGGUAAAACCCAUGUCACUUUACCUGCAAAGAAUGCUCUACCAAAUACUACAAGAUUUCGUUAACAACUUCGUGGAGAGUUGCGGUAUCAACAAGAACGUGGUGAAGGUACCUAUGAAGUGGGACGCAAUUUAUGAGUUGAUGAACACAGAUUUUAACGAUUUUGCACUUCCGGGCGUGCUAAUAUUAAUCAUUUUCAUCGCCGCCAUACUCUACACCGCUCUGUCCAUGCACUCCGAGCAAAGCGAAACGAUCAUGGAACGACUUCUGGCGACCGGCGUCAAUCGAACCGAACUGAUGUUGUCGUACGUGAUGGCAAACAGCGUCGUGCUGUUUUUCCAAACCUUCUUCAGCAUGGUGACCGUCUUCGCCGUGUUCGGAGCGACAACGAAGGGAUCUCUGGUGCUAGUCACAUUCCUCGCGUUUCUCUGCGGCUUCGCCGGAGUGUGCUACGGGAUGUUUAUAUCGUGCCUUACACAUUCGGAAAUAGGCAUUUUCCUAAUAGGGAUAGGUACAUCGUUCGCUAUAAUGUUUGUGAGCGGAACCCUGUGGCCCGUGGAGGCGAUGCACUGGCUCCUGAAACCGUUGGCCCCAUUCUUCCCCCUUACUAUGCCAACACGCAGCAUGAAAAGUAUUAUGCACAGGGACUGGAAUUUCUUAAGGGCAGAUGUCUACGUUGGGUUCUUUACCAUAGUCCUAUGGGCUGCCGUACUGCUGUUGCUCUGCUUCUUCCUUAUCCGAUUUAAACGCGCUUAACACAAAGUGAAGAUCAAGAGAUGAGUACCUACACGAAUUGAAUUUGAGUUCUCGCAUGUUAAUAAAUUAGAUCGAUAAAUA